AAUGCAGAUGGAGGAUCGGUGUGAAAUAACGGGCCCAUAUAAAUCCCUCUGCCGCCCGCCUGCAAGAUGGAUUGGCCGCAUUGAAAUUCCUCCGCGAGGAUAAUUAAACUCGGGGCCUCAUCCGGGCAAAAUUACAUUCCUGUAAUGGCGUCGCUCGGGGUCCCGGGAAAUUGCUCCGUGGGCUUUCAGCGGCGGUUUUUAUCGCCGGCCGGGGUGUGCCUGGCUGCGGCUCGCCUCUCCUCCGGGACCGUAAAGCUGCUGCCGUGAUUUAUCCUCCCCUUCUCCCAAAUCCGAUUAAAUGGAGGAGCUCGGGGCCGGGGCGCCGCGGGGCCCGGGAGCCGGGAGGGGGCGGCGGGAAGGACGGGGCCAAGGAGGGGAGGACAAACGGCCCCUCAGAGGGUGGCGGAUUUGCCUUUAUUUACGACCGCGGCUUUCUUUUUAUUUUUUAUUUUUUAUGGGGUUUGGUGAGUUUUUCCCGUCUUUCUCGUGCUGCGUUCGAGCACGAUGCAGGGACGGCAGAGGUUUGGAACUGGAUAUGCCUUGUCGCCCUGCUCCAAAGGGCAGGGCAGGUCCUAUCUGUGAGACAAGGAGGCCUAGGAAAGAUGAGGGGCCAGGAAGCCCCCCACCUCCUUCCAUCAGGGGAAGGACGAGCGAAAGGGGAGAGAAGAGGGGCGUUCAGGAGAGCAUGGGGGCGGGGGAGUGGGGCGCUGCUUAUCCCAACUCGCUAGUUGAAACCUGAGCAGAGGUUCGGGUAAGCCUGGAGUGACCAUGCAACAUUACAGCGAGUCGCGAGUGCCCGUUAUUCCUAGACUGUCCCAGGACCCAGGAAAGAGAGAUUCGGAUCAUAUUUAGCCCUAUCUUCUGGCUCGCUGUUGCUGCUUUCUCAUGGUUUAUUACCAGAAUGGAAAGGAGGAAACGGGAAGGGGGGGAAAGGGCGAAGCCACCAGAAGCAGCUGCGGCAUUUUGCUGACUAUUCGCCCAUUGAGCCGGUUUGCCAUCCAGUGAUGCCAGGGUCCCGGCGCGACAGAAAGCAGGACUCCCAAGAUCUUCCUCCUGCUGCAUUUUAGGCACUGAACCCCAUUCCUGACUGUAUGUUAACACUGAAUUCUGAGUAGGAGUUUUGUUGUCUUGGCAGUGUGACUGCGCAUGCUCGGAAAGGGGGCGCAAGUCCGCGAUCCCAAACGUGGUACAGACCGAACCGCCGGCCACGUUACGGAUCCGCUUACUCUGCGGAGUUGGCCUCAUUUCUGCACUGUCGGCGCUCGCUGUAGUUUCUCUUCUCGAACGCCAGGUGGAGCAACUGGCCGGAUACCGCCACAGCCCUGGCAGGCGGCGCUGUAAUGCCUGAGCUGAUCCUCUAUGUUGCAAUCACUCUAUCCGUGGUGGAGCGACUCGUUGGCCCAGGCCACGCAUGCGCUGAGCCUUCCUUUCGCUAUUCCCGCUGUUCCGCCCCUCUCUGUCUUCUCUGCACUGGGAGAAGCUCUCCUGCCACAGCCCCUCACCCCCUGAAAAUGUUCGCCUGCUCCAGGUUCAUCUCCACUCCCUCCUUGGUCAAGAGCACCUCACAGCUGCUGAGCCGUCCGCUAUCUGCAGUGGUGCUGAAACGACCGGAGAUACUGACAGAUGAGAGCCUCAGCAGCUUGGCAGUCUCACGUCCCCUUACCUCACUUGUCUCUAGCCGCAGCUUCCAAACCAGCGCCAUUUCAAGGGACAUCGACACAGCAGCCAAGUUCAUUGGAGCUGGGGCUGCCACAGUUGGGGUGGCUGGCUCUGGGGCUGGGAUUGGGACUGUGUUUGGGAGCCUCAUCAUCGGUUAUGCCAGGAACCCUUCUCUGAAGCAGCAGCUCUUCUCCUACGCCAUUCUGGGCUUUGCCCUCUCAGAGGCCAUGGGGCUCUUUUGCCUGAUGGUGGCCUUUCUCAUCCUCUUCGCCAUGUGAAGGAGCCGUCUCCACCUCCCAUAGUUCUUUCUCCCGUGUCUGGUCGGCCCUGUGUGUUCCUUUUCCUAUACCUCCCAGGCGGCCUGGGGAACGUGGUUGGCUCAGGGUUUGACAGAGAAAAGACAAAUAAAUACUGUAUUAAUAAGA
Chlorocebus sabaeus (green monkey) is the source of this 2084-nucleotide messenger RNA. It is a transcript of the gene ATP5MC2, whose product is annotated as ATP synthase membrane subunit c locus 2. Gene Ontology annotation, molecular function: proton transmembrane transporter activity. Lineage: Eukaryota; Metazoa; Chordata; Mammalia; Primates; Cercopithecidae. Gene Ontology annotation, biological process: proton transmembrane transport; proton motive force-driven ATP synthesis. The record is from RefSeq and is a predicted model, not a curated record.